AGACGGGGACAAUUGGUCCUUUAGUCUGAUUGGGUCCCCAGAUAGUCAACACCGAGGGGGAUGUGAGUGUGCAAGCCAGCGGUGACAGAGCUGAAGCAGCCGAGAGACGAGAAGCAGAUAUAUAUAAAUAUAUUCAUGCAGAGAUGGAGAGAGGGGAAACUUUACAAAGAGGACAGUGAAAGAGAGAGAAAGAGAGAGAGAGUGUGGACUCAAGGUGACUUUUAGGGAAAGCGAUGCUCUGCAGGCAGCAGCUCUCACAACUUUUACAAGGGGAAAUUUAGCGAGCGUGCCGGGAGAAGAGGAACAAAGAGAUAAGAGAGCAUUUUUUUAUUUUUUUUUUGCACAGAAGAAGAAGAAGAAGAAGAAGAGGAGAGUACAGUUGAAACGGGGGAAGCCGCCAGAAACACAACUGCACUCGUGAAGAAAGAGGGACUUGUCCUUUUACAAAUACAACCCCGGGUUUAACAAUGGGAGACCGACUGCCUCUUCCAGCGCUCGCCGGCACCUUGCUCCUCGUGGUCCUCGGCCUUUUGACCCUUCUGCCUCACAGCAUUCUGGGUAAACCGGCGGAGGAGGAGGAGGAGGCGGCGAACGCAGGUAGCUCGGCGCUGCUGCAGAGAGUGAAGCGAGGCUGGGUGUGGAACCAGUUCUUUGUCCUGGAGGAGUACACCGGACUGGAACCACUUUAUAUCGGAAAGCUCCACUCAGACAUGGACAAAGGCGACGGCUCCAUUAAGUACAUCCUGACCGGCGAGGGCGCCGGCACCACCUUCACCAUCGACGACAGCACGGGCGACAUCCACGCCAUCCAGAGGCUGGACCGGGAGGUGAAGGCCCAGUACGCCCUCCGCGCCCAGGCCCGCAACCGCCUGACCGACCGGCCUCUGGAGCCCGAGUCCGAGUUCAUCGUAAAGAUCCAGGACAUCAACGACAACGAGCCGAAGUUUCUGGACGGACCGUACCAGGCGUCUGUGCCCGAAAUGUCCAAAAUAGGAACAUCUGUGAUCCAGCUGACCGCCACAGAUGCCGACGACCCGACGUAUGGCAACAGCGCUCGUGUGGUGUACAGCAUCCUGGAGGGCCAGCCUUACUUCUCCGUGGACGCCAAGACCGGCGUGGUCCGGGUGUCCCUUGCCGAUAUGGACCGGGAAACCAGAGAGAACUACUCGGUGGUCAUCCAGGCCAAGGACAUGGGCGGCCAGCUCGGGGGGCUCGCUGGUACCACCACGAUCAACAUCACGCUCAGCGACAUCAAUGACAACCCGCCCAUGUUCGACCAGAGGCUGUAUCAGAUGAGCGUCCCAGAGUCGGCGCCCGUGGGGUCGGUGGUGGGUCGGAUCUGGGCCAAGGACAGGGACAUCGGGGUCAACGCCGAGAUGAGGUACAGCAUCAUCGAUGGAGACGGAAGGGACACGUUCGACAUCAGCACCGACCCCACCAACCUUUUUGGCAUCAUCACAGUUAAAAAGCCGCUGGACUUUGAGAAGAAGCCCAGUUACACUCUGAAGGUGGAGGGCGCCAACAUCAACGUGGACCCGUCCUUGCGUUACCGCGGGCCCUUCAAGGACGUCACCAUCGUGCACGUGAGCGUGGAGGACGUGGACGAGCCCCCGGUGUUCGACUCGCCGGUGUACUACAUCGAGCUGCCAGAGGACGCCGAGAUCGGGACGAUGCUGAAGACGGUGUCGGCGAGGGAUCCUGACGCUGCCAACAACACUGUGAGGUAUUCCAUCGAGCGGUCCAGUGACCCGGACAAGUUCUUCUACAUCGAAAUCACGUCCGGGUCGCUGAUGACGGUGCGUUCGCUGGACCGAGAGGAGAUCGGCUGGCACAACAUCACCGUCCUCGCCAUGGAGAUGAAUAACCCCUCGCAGAUCGCCAGCGUGUUGGUGGCGGUAAAGGUCCUGGAUGUUAACGAUAAUCCUCCCUCGCUGACGCACUACCUGGAGGCUUAUGUGUGUGAAACCGCCAAAGCAGGGCAGCUGAUCCAGACGGUGACGGCGGUGGAUCCAGACGAGCCCCUCGGUGGACAACACUUCUACUACAGCUUGGCUCCAGAGGCCGCCAACAACCCCAACUUCACCCUGAAAGACAACCAAGACAACACAGCGUGGAUCCUGACCCGUCGCGGCGGCUGGUCGCAGCAGGACCAGACCGUCUUCUACCUCCCCAUCUUCAUCUCUGACGGCGAGCAGCCGGUCCAGACCAGCACCAGCACGCUGACCAUCCGCGUGUGCAGCUGCGACCAGAAGGGAAACGUCAUGUCGUGCAACGCCGAGGCGUACAGCCUGCCCGCGAGCCUCAGCAGAGGAGCGCUCAUCGCCAUCCUGGCCUGCAUCUUCGUCCUGCUGGUGAUGAUUCUCCUCAUGCUCUCCCUGCGCACCCACCGCAAGAAGCCCUACCUGUGCGACGAGGAGGAGAACGUCCACGAGAACAUCGUGCGCUACGACGACGAAGGCGGUGGCGAGGAGGACACCGAGGCCUUCGACAUCGCCGCCAUGUGGAACCCGCGCGAGGCGCACAACCACCACCUUAACAAGUUGAGGCAGGACAUGCUGCCUGAGAUCGAGAGCCUGUCGCGUUACGUCCCUCAGGUGUGCGUCAUGGGCGGCGGCGGCGGCGGGGACAGUAACGUUCACGGAUACGUGCUGGCGAAGCUCCUGGAGGCCGACAUGGACCCGUGCGCUCCGCCUUACGACUCCCUGCAGACCUACGCCUACGAGGGGGAGGGAUCGAUCGCGGAGUCGCUCAGCUCGCUCCAGUCGGGGACGUCGAACACGGACCACGAGUACGACUAUCUCAACGACUGGGGGCCUCGCUUUAAAAAACUGGCCGAGAUGUACGGCGUGCUGGAGACAAACAGUCCUCCGCUGUGGUAGGACGCCAGGAUGCCUUUUUUUAAAUCACACCGACAAAAAAGAUAUUUAAAAAAAAAAAUACAUCAGAGACACAAAAAGACAAAAAAAUAAUUGUGCAAGGAAGACACAAUGAAGCCGGGAUGUGCUCGCGCUCACAUCAAUGACUGUUAGCACUUGAAUUCCUGCCGAAGCCUCAAUGCUCAGCGGCCAUGAGGGCCUGAGACGCCCACAGCAGCAGCGUGAACUGGUUUUAAAACCUCCCCCCCCCAAGAGACGGGCCUGGAUUGGCAGCCUGGCUCGGCCCACAAAGAAACGGCUUCAAAGCACAUGUUAACUCCCCCCUCCGCCUGGCCCGGCUCGGCCACAGGCAAGAACCGCUUUGGUUCAAAGUGUUGAGCGAUUCAUGCCAGAGAUGAAACCGCGAGAGACGGACUUACCUUCCUCGCGGGCUACGCCGGAGACGAACUCUGAAAUCCACCGCUCUGCUUUUUAUAUAUUCACGAGCCGCGACGCUGGAGGACAAAAGUGAAGAGUCACUGCUGCAAAUCUGAGAUGUUUCAUGUUUGUUUAUUUUUCAUCCGUGGCAGGUCUUAAUUUAUUUCUUCGUUUCAUGUGCUGUAUUUAUAUUUUUUGCUAACUUAUUUGGGUACUUUUCGAAACUUAAAAAACUGCCGCCGUGUGAGGAAAAGUCUUUAAAAAGAUCGCGUUAUAUGUUGUAACAUACACGACGUAACUGCCCCUUGUUUUCAGUCCGUGUGAUGAAAUGUUCUCCAUGAAUCUCUAAAAAAAAAAAAAAAAAAAAACUUGUUCACAUCUGGUGUUUAAGAGGCUUCUGUGUUACCUGGAUUAAACCCUGUAUUAUUAGCGGGAUCCCAUUAUCAGACAGGUAGUCAGCACCAGACUCCCUUAAGAAAUCACAGCAUUUUGUGAGUUGUUGAGUCGGGGGAAGCUUUUUAAACUUUGUAAAAUGACUUCUAUGACAAAUUAUUUAUUAUUUGACUUUCCUUGUAAAUUCGGCAUAAUAACAUGUUGAGUUAUGUCUUUUUUCAUGUUAAAAUACUGUCAGGUUGUCCUGGUUUGUUGCCAGACUGCUGUGUAGCUUCUCAGAUGGUUGGCACUCACUUUUAUUUGUUUUUGAAAAGCAACUUGUUGACACUUUAACGAUGCAGAAUAUGAAUAUAAAUUUGAACAACCAGUAAACGCCCUAACGUUAGCUAGCUAGUUUUGCAACAUUAAUGUUAAAUAGCAUUAACGUUAACUAGUGUUUGAGAAUCUUAUGUUACAUUAUGUUAUUCUACAUUGCGUUAAUUUUCAUUAUGUUACUUGUUGCAUUACUUUCCAUUAUGAUACUUUACUUUCCGUUACUGUGCGUAACUUAAUGUUACUUAGUUUCAUUAUGUGGCUUUAUUCUACGUUGACAUUAUGUUAAUCAAAGUUACGUUACUUUCGUUUUUCACAAACUGACUACUACCAAGACUGUUAACACCGACGUAAAGAAAAACAAUCAUUUUGGACCUGACAAACAUUUUAAAUUAUUAACUUCACAAUCAUAAUAAUGUGAUUUUACUUUUAUUCUGCCUCCCUCUGCAAACUUUGGCAAAACAAAUUGUGAUUAUGACCUCCAGAUGCAGUCAGAAGGAUCCGAUCACGUACCAUAAACAAGAUAUUUCCCCUUAUUUGAAUAACCGACAUGUAGGUCUCAUUUUAACACCAGGUGUGAACGAGGUGAAUGUGUCACGUGACAUGAGCAGAGAUGACAAUGUGUAAUCCCAUGUGGGUUUUCCAGGUUGAUAUGUUUGUUGUAUUACUGUUUUUUUUAAGCGAUUUGUAUUGUAACUCCCAAAAACAUGAAGCAGUUACACGUUCAUGAGGAUUCAAGGGAAGCCAUUUUGUGAAAACCUCUCGAUGGAGAUGUAUAAAUCCAAGCAGAAGGUAUCAGAUGUUACGAUGGACGAGCACACGACCCCGAGCCACCUUGUUUUUCGUUUUUCGGAUCCACCGCCGUGCCAAUCAAAGAGUCCGACGGCAGUGGAGGGCUCGUUCUUGUCCUGCUGGAGAUGUUUGUUGCUGUUCUUUUUCUGCCACCAACACAAAUGUGGCUUAAAUCCUCCAAAUCCUAAAGACUUUGAGAGACUGAUGAUCUGCAUUAAGUGCCAAAUGUAAAAAGGACAAUAAUGAUAAUAAAAAAAGGAAAAUCAGCAAAACACAAACACCAAAAGAUGGAAAACAAAAAACGAAAAAGGAUUUUACAAACUGCGAGCGAAGUGAAGGUUCGUUUUGAUAAACUGAUUGGGUGACAUUUACUUGAAAUCUUUGUGGUCAGUCAUGCUGCAGUAUGUGGUAUGUGAAUGUAGAUAUUUUUUGUAUUCUUGGUAAUAAAAACGUGAAAAAUAA
Molecule: messenger RNA, 5252 nt
Organism: Acanthopagrus latus (yellowfin seabream)
Lineage: Eukaryota; Metazoa; Chordata; Actinopteri; Spariformes; Sparidae
Product: cadherin-20-like
Exons: 12
Coding region: 468-2879 (803 amino acids)
Biological process (GO): adherens junction organization; cell morphogenesis; homophilic cell-cell adhesion
Cellular component (GO): catenin complex; plasma membrane; adherens junction
Molecular function (GO): calcium ion binding; cadherin binding
Source: RefSeq, a predicted model, not a curated record